This is a messenger RNA of Colletotrichum truncatum, 1359 nucleotides long. NCBI's taxonomy places the organism in Eukaryota, Fungi, Ascomycota, Sordariomycetes, Glomerellales, Glomerellaceae. The record is from RefSeq and is a predicted model, not a curated record.
AUGGGCAAUCUCCUCUCACCGCACUUCCAGCUAGAAGAGGUCACCGAAAAUGACAUGGUCAUCGCCUCGCUGGCCUGGGGCUUCACCCUGGGUUUCGGUUGGCUCACGAUAUGGACGGCGGUUAAGCAAACUACUGCCAUGUACAGACGGCAGGGCGACCGUAUCUUGCGCAAUUCCUACAUCUGGAUGAUUUGGCUCGAGAUUAUCGUCUGCGUCAUCUUCAGCGUCAUUUGCUGGCUUCAUCUAAAGGGAAUAAUACCGCCAAGCUUUUCGUUUUAUUUUGUUAUUCUCACGACAUGGGCUCUCCAGGUUCAAUUCCUCCUUCAAAUCAUCAUUAACCGCUGCUCGAUCCUCCUCACCAACCAUAAGCUGGCGUGGCGAGUCAAGGUGGGCGUCGCGGUACUCAUCACUGCGAUCAACAUAUCCGUUUACAACAUCUGGAUCCCCGCCCGCCUCCAGAUAUCCGACCGCUACAUCGCGAUCAACGAUUGGUGGGACCGCUGCGAAAAGGUCAUCUAUCUCAUCGUCGACGGCGCCCUCAACAUCUACUUUGUCCGAAUUGUGCAAAAGAACCUAGUCGUGCAUGGAUUGACGAAGUAUAGACGGCUUACGCAGUUCAACAUGUUCAUCAUCGGGUUUUCCCUGAGUAUGGAUGUUCUCAUUAUCGCCAUGAUGAGCUUACAUAACACCUUUGUGUACAUGCAGUUUCACCCAUUAGCCUACAUGGUCAAACUGAAAAUCGAAAUGUCAAUGGCCGAGCUCAUUGGCAAAGUCGCCCGCAAACGAGACAUGGGCAUCCUCUCCGCGGCGGAUUUCAACGGAAACCGAACCUCAUGGCAGCUGUCUGAAUACAGCCUCCAAUUGCCCAGUUACGCCCGUGGCCAAGUCAACGGGCAGACGAACCCCGUCGAGCUCAACAACGUCGCAAACCCGACACGAGGCAAGAACGUCGCGGCAAUCACGUCCAUGCCCUCGAGUAGGCGAGGGUCUAUUGGAACAAGUGCCGAGAGUGCCCCAGAUACACAACAACCGAAGAUGGCAAUAUACAGAACAAGAGAAGUGGUGGUGGAGAUUGAGAGGGUACAAAAGAGCGACGAACCACCACCGAUAGAAGCGACGAGCAGCGGUGGUCAGACAAUACCGGAAGAGAUGUUUGACAGUUUCGUUGUCAUCGACGAAGACGACCCACCGGAAGAGCCGCAACCGCCGCCACAGCUCUCGCUGGCAUUACCAGACAUACAGGCUCCAUGGGCAGGCGGCUUCAGCACAAGGAUAUGGGACGGGACGAACUGCGAACAAGAUCCGUCACUGCCUGCAUCUGUUGCGAAGGUCGGUUCCGGGUGGCAAGAAGAUGCCUAA